Equus quagga is the source of this 2433-nucleotide messenger RNA. It is a transcript of the gene GCM1, whose product is annotated as glial cells missing transcription factor 1. Bases 290 to 1597 code for a protein of 435 amino acids. Gene Ontology annotation, cellular component: nucleus. The record is from RefSeq and is a predicted model, not a curated record. Gene Ontology annotation, biological process: regulation of transcription by RNA polymerase II; cell differentiation involved in embryonic placenta development; gliogenesis. Gene Ontology annotation, molecular function: DNA-binding transcription activator activity, RNA polymerase II-specific; RNA polymerase II cis-regulatory region sequence-specific DNA binding. The transcript is spliced from 6 exons. Lineage: Eukaryota; Metazoa; Chordata; Mammalia; Perissodactyla; Equidae.
CAUAAGCAUGAGAAGUGGCCUUUAAAGCUGUGGGACUGAAGGAGGCUGCGAAGGAGAGACCAGGGAUAAAAGAGAGGAGGUCCUGGGGCCCUCCAGUGAUAAGAGGACAGAAAGAGGAACAAGGAGAGGAGACUAUGAGGAAGCAUCCAGCAGUGUCAGAAAACAGUCUCCUGGUCUAAGCUGCUUGAGCGGACUGAUCCAACCGUAUUAAGAGCCUUUGAGAGCCAGAUUCUCAGGCACUUCUGAGGGGAGCUGAAUAGACGGACCCUGUGGGUGACCUGACUUUAUCAUGCAACCUGAAGACUUUGGUUCUGAGGACAAAGAGAUAUUAAGCUGGGAUAUUAAUGAUAUGAAACUGCCACAGAAUGUGAAAAAGACCGACUGGUUCCAGGAAUGGCCAGAUUCCUACGAGAAGCACAUCUACAGCUCAGAGGACAGGAACGCGCAGCGGCACCUGAGCAGCUGGGCCAUGCGCAACACGAACAACCACAACUCACGCAUCCUCAAGAAGUCCUGCCUGGGCGUGGUGGUGUGCAGCCGCAACUGCUCUGUGGAAGAGGGGCGCAAGAUCUACCUGAGACCUGCCAUCUGUGACAAAGCCCGGCAGAAGCAGCAGAGGAAACGCUGUCCCAACUGCGAAGCUCCUCUGAAGCUGAUUCCUUGCCGAGGCCACGGGGGCUUCCCGGUCACCAACUUCUGGAGGCACGACGGACGCUUCAUCUUUUUCCAGUCAAAGGGAGAGCAUGAUCAUCCGAGACCAGAAACCAAAUUGGAAGCGGAGGCAAGAAGAGCGAUGAAGAAGGCGCAGUCAGCAUCUUCCUCCGGCUCCCUGCAGCUCAAGGGGGGCCCCGAGACAAAGUCUCUUCCAGGGGAAAUGCAGACUUGGGGAAAUUUACCUUUAACCUGGUCUUUCCAAGAAGGCGUCCAAUUGUCGGGCGGUUACAGUGGACAUUUAAUAGGUAACAUGCCCCAGCAGAAGUCACUGAAUGAUUGCUUAUCCCUCUCCAAGGGUUAUGGUCUGGGGGGAGCCGCUAAUAUGGCAGACCCCACUUCCACCUUGGGCCCCACCAAGCUCUAUGAGAAGUGCAAGUUGCCCAGUGGUCGGCUUUGCAGCAGUGGGGAGCUGCUUCAGCCGGUCUCCGGAGUCUUCCCUGACUACAGUGAUCUGCAGCCAUGGAAUAAAAAUGCUGCUUUGGGGAGAAAUCCUCUUAAUGACAACUAUUGUCCCAAUUACACUUUUCCUCUGACCAACUGGCCUUACGACUUCUCCCCUUCCCAGAACUCUGCAGAACCCUUUUUCCAACAGAUUCCAGUGGAACCACCUGCAGCCAAACCUAGCUGUCACCCAUUAUGGCCAAAUCCAGGGGGUGAUCUUUACGAAGAGAAGGUGCAUGCAGAUUUUAACAGCUACUACCCUUCCACCACAGGCCAUCCCCCUCAGGAAGACCCCUUUCUCCUCACCUACACCCCUCAUCCUCACCACCAAUAUUCGCUGCCAGGCAAGAGUAGCAAAUGGGAUUUUGAGGAAGAAAUGAGGUACAUGGGUUUGGAUCACUGCAACACGGAAAUGCUUCUAAACUUCUGUCCUUUAAGAUGAUCCCAAUCUGAACCCUUGUGCACUGUGAGGUCCAGGAAGACAAUUUGCUGCAGCCACUGUGGAAAACAAUAUGGAGGUUGCUCAAAAAAUUAAAAGCAAAACUACCAUAUGAUCCUGCAGUCCCACUUCUGGGUAUAUAUUUGAAGGAAAUGAAAUCACUAUCCCGAAGAGGUAGCUGCACCCCCAUGUUCCUUGCAGCAUUAUUUACAAUAGGCAAGACAUGGAAACAUCUAAGUAUCCAUCACUGGAUGAAUGGAUAAAGAAAAUGUGGGGUGUAUAUAUAUAUAUAUAUAUAUGUAUAUGUAUAUAUAUACAUAUAUACACACAAUGGAAUACUACACAGCCAUCAAAAAGGAAAUGCUGUCUUUUGCGACCAUAUGGAUGGACCUUGAGGGCAUUAGGCUAAGUGAAAUACAUCAGACAGAGAGAGAGAGGCAAAUACUGUAUAAUCUCACUUAUGUGUAGAAUAUUUAAAAACUCCCAAAUUCAUAGAAACGAAGAUCAGAUUUAUUGUUGCCAAAGGCAGACGGUAAAGAGUGGAAGAAUUGGGUGAAGGUGGUCAAAAGGUACAAACUUCCAGUUUUAAGAUAACUAAGUUCUAGAGGUAGAAUAUAGAGCCUGAUGACUAUAGUUCACAAUAUCAUAUUGUAUAUUUGAAACUUGCUAAAAGAGUAGAUCUUAAAAAUUCUCAUCACAAGGGAAAAAAAAUCUGUAACUUUGUGAGGUGAUUGAUAUUAACUAAGCUUAUUGUAAAAAUUUUGCAGUAUAUACAUGUAUUGGAUCAUUAUAUUGUACACUUUAAAUGUAUACAAUGUUAUAAGUCAAUUACAUCUCAA